UGCAACCUGGAGCGCAGCUCGUCCACCAGCCUGGGCAGCAGCGGCAGCCGCAAGCGCUCCGCCUCCAAGGACGAGCCCAAGGCCCGCGAGCAGGCCGUCACUCCAGAGUUCCGCAUGUCGGUGCUGCUGGCGCGCGAGGAGGCCAAGGCGGAGGAGAAGGCGGCGCACUCGCCGCUGCUGUGCGCGCACAACGGGCUCGCCGACAAGCGCACCAAGUCGUCCCUAAGCCUCGACUACCCGCGUGAACCGGCAUCACAGUCGGCGUCCAACUCGGAGGACGAGGGCUCGGUGCGCGCGCCCGCCGCGCCCGGGCCGGAGCCCGACGCCGCGCCCGACAGCGACGCCGAGCGCCUGUCGCCGCUGCUCACGCGGCCGCUCACCAACGGGGUGAGUGCCCGCGAGCGCACAGCAGCCGGCCUCCAGCUCGGAGCACGAGGGCUCGCCGGGCCGGAGCCCGACGCCGCGCCCGACAGCGACGCCGAGCGCCUGUCGCCGCUGCUCACGCGGCCGCUCACCAACGGGGUGAGUGCCCGCGAGCGCACAGCAGCCGGCCUCCAGCUCGGAGCACGAGGGCUCGCCGGGCCGGAGCCCGACGCCGCGCCCGACAGCGACGCCGAGCGCCUGUCGCCGCUGCUCACGCGGCCGCUCACCAACGGGGUGAGUGCCCGCGAGCGCACAGCAGCCGGCCUCCAGCUCGGAGCACGAGGGCUCGCCGGGCCGGAGCCCGACGCCGCGCCCGACAGCGACGCCGAGCGCCUGUCGCCGCUGCUCACGCGGCCGCUCACCAACGGGGUGAGUGCCCGCGAGCGCACAGCAGCCGGCCUCCAGCUCGGAGCACGAGGGCUCGCCGGGCCGGAGCCCGACGCCGCGCCCGACAGCGACGCCGAGCGCCUGUCGCCGCUGCUCACGCGGCCGCUCACCAACGGGGUGAGUGCCCGCGAGCGCACAGCAGCCGGCCUCCAGCUCGGAGCACGAGGGCUCGCCGGGCCGGAGCCCGACGCCGCGCCCGACAGCGACGCCGAGCGCCUGUCGCCGCUGCUCACGCGGCCGCUCACCAACGGGGUGAGUGCCCGCGAGCGCACAGCAGCCGGCCUCCAGCUCGGAGCACGAGGGCUCGCCGGGCCGGAGCCCGACGCCGCGCCCGACAGCGACGCCGAGCGCCUGUCGCCGCUGCUCACGCGGCCGCUCACCAACGGGGUGAGUGCCCGCGAGCGCACAGCAGCCGGCCUCCAGCUCGGAGCACGAGGGCUCGCCGGGCCGGAGCCCGACGCCGCGCCCGACAGCGACGCCGAGCGCCUGUCGCCGCUGCUCACGCGGCCGCUCACCAACGGGGUGAGUGCCCGCGAGCGCACAGCAGCCGGCCUCCAGCUCGGAGCACGAGGGCUCGCCGGGCCGGAGCCCGACGCCGCGCCCGACAGCGACGCCGAGCGCCUGUCGCCGCUGCUCACGCGGCCGCUCACCAACGGGGUGAGUGCCCGCGAGCGCACAGCAGCCGGCCUCCAGCUCGGAGCACGAGGGCUCGCCGGGCCGGAGCCCGACGCCGCGCCCGACAGCGACGCCGAGCGCCUGUCGCCGCUGCUCACGCGGCCGCUCACCAACGGGGUGAGUGCCCGCGAGCGCACAGCAGCCGGCCUCCAGCUCGGAGCACGAGGGCUCGCCGGGCCGGAGCCCGACGCCGCGCCCGACAGCGACGCCGAGCGCCUGUCGCCGCUGCUCACGCGGCCGCUCACCAACGGGGUGAGUGCCCGCGAGCGCACAGCAGCCGGCCUCCAGCUCGGAGCACGAGGGCUCGCCGGGCCGGAGCCCGACGCCGCGCCCGACAGCGACGCCGAGCGCCUGUCGCCGCUGCUCACGCGGCCGCUCACCAACGGGGUGAGUGCCCGCGAGCGCACAGCAGCCGGCCUCCAGCUCGGAGCACGAGGGCUCGCCGGGCCGGAGCCCGACGCCGCGCCCGACAGCGACGCCGAGCGCCUGUCGCCGCUGCUCACGCGGCCGCUCACCAACGGGGUGAGUGCCCGCGAGCGCACAGCAGCCGGCCUCCAGCUCGGAGCACGAGGGCUCGCCGGGCCGGAGCCCGACGCCGCGCCCGACAGCGACGCCGAGCGCCUGUCGCCGCUGCUCACGCGGCCGCUCACCAACGGGGUGAGUGCCCGCGAGCGCACAGCAGCCGGCCUCCAGCUCGGAGCACGAGGGCUCGCCGGGCCGGAGCCCGACGCCGCGCCCGACAGCGACGCCGAGCGCCUGUCGCCGCUGCUCACGCGGCCGCUCACCAACGGGGUGAGUGCCCGCGAGCGCACAGCAGCCGGCCUCCAGCUCGGAGCACGAGGGCUCGCCGGGCCGGAGCCCGACGCCGCGCCCGACAGCGACGCCGAGCGCCUGUCGCCGCUGCUCACGCGGCCGCUCACCAACGGGGUGAGUGCCCGCGAGCGCACAGCAGCCGGCCUCCAGCUCGGAGCACGAGGGCUCGCCGGGCCGGAGCCCGACGCCGCGCCCGACAGCGACGCCGAGCGCCUGUCGCCGCUGCUCACGCGGCCGCUCACCAACGGGGUGAGUGCCCGCGAGCGCACAGCAGCCGGCCUCCAGCUCGGAGCACGAGGGCUCGCCGGGCCGGAGCCCGACGCCGCGCCCGACAGCGACGCCGAGCGCCUGUCGCCGCUGCUCACGCGGCCGCUCACCAACGGGGUGAGUGCCCGCGAGCGCACAGCAGCCGGCCUCCAGCUCGGAGCACGAGGGCUCGCCGGGCCGGAGCCCGACAGCGACGCCGAGCGCCUGUCGCCGCUGCUCACGCGGCCGCUCACCAACGGGGUGAGUGCCCGCGAGCGCACAGCAGCCGGCCUCCAGCUCGGAGCACGAGGGCUCGCCGGGCCGGAGCCCGACGCCGCGCCCGACAGCGACGCCGAGCGCCUGUCGCCGCUGCUCACGCGGCCGCUCACCAACGGGGUGAGUGCCCGCGAGCGCACAGCAGCCGGCCUCCAGCUCGGAGCACGAGGGCUCGCCGGGCCGGAGCCCGACGCCGCGCCCGACAGCGACGCCGAGCGCCUGUCGCCGCUGCUCACGCGGCCGCUCACCAACGGGGUGAGUGCCCGCGAGCGCACAGCAGCCGGCCUCCAGCUCGGAGCACGAGGGCUCGCCGGGCCGGAGCCCGACGCCGCGCCCGACAGCGACGCCGAGCGCCUGUCGCCGCUGCUCACGCGGCCGCUCACCAACGGGGUGAGUGCCCGCGAGCGCACAGCAGCCGGCCUCCAGCUCGGAGCACGAGGGCUCGCCGGGCCGGAGCCCGACGCCGCGCCCGACAGCGACGCCGAGCGCCUGUCGCCGCUGCUCACGCGGCCGCUCACCAACGGGGUGAGUGCCCGCGAGCGCACAGCAGCCGGCCUCCAGCUCGGAGCACGAGGGCUCGCCGGGCCGGAGCCCGACGCCGCGCCCGACAGCGACGCCGAGCGCCUGUCGCCGCUGCUCACGCGGCCGCUCACCAACGGGGUGAGUGCCCGCGAGCGCACAGCAGCCGGCCUCCAGCUCGGAGCACGAGGGCUCGCCGGGCCGGAGCCCGACGCCGCGCCCGACAGCGACGCCGAGCGCCUGUCGCCGCUGCUCACGCGGCCGCUCACCAACGGGGUGAGUGCCCGCGAGCGCACAGCAGCCGGCCUCCAGCUCGGAGCACGAGGGCUCGCCGGGCCGGAGCCCGACGCCGCGCCCGACAGCGACGCCGAGCGCCUGUCGCCGCUGCUCACGCGGCCGCUCACCAACGGGGUGAGUGCCCGCGAGCGCACAGCAGCCGGCCUCCAGCUCGGAGCACGAGGGCUCGCCGGGCCGGAGCCCGACGCCGCGCCCGACAGCGACGCCGAGCGCCUGUCGCCGCUGCUCACGCGGCCGCUCACCAACGGGGUGAGUGCCCGCGAGCGCACAGCAGCCGGCCUCCAGCUCGGAGCACGAGGGCUCGCCGGGCCGGAGCCCGACGCCGCGCCCGACAGCGACGCCGAGCGCCUGUCGCCGCUGCUCACGCGGCCGCUCACCAACGGGGUGAGUGCCCGCGAGCGCACAGCAGCCGGCCUCCAGCUCGGAGCACGAGGGCUCGCCGGGCCGGAGCCCGACGCCGCGCCCGACAGCGACGCCGAGCGCCUGUCGCCGCUGCUCACGCGGCCGCUCACCAACGGGGUGAGUGCCCGCGAGCGCACAGCAGCCGGCCUCCAGCUCGGAGCACGAGGGCUCGCCGGGCCGGAGCCCGACGCCGCGCCCGACAGCGACGCCGAGCGCCUGUCGCCGCUGCUCACGCGGCCGCUCACCAACGGGGUGAGUGCCCGCGAGCGCACAGCAGCCGGCCUCCAGCUCGGAGCACGAGGGCUCGCCGGGCCGGAGCCCGACGCCGCGCCCGACAGCGACGCCGAGCGCCUGUCGCCGCUGCUCACGCGGCCGCUCACCAACGGGGUGAGUGCCCGCGAGCGCACAGCAGCCGGCCUCCAGCUCGGAGCACGAGGGCUCGCCGGGCCGGAGCCCGACGCCGCGCCCGACAGCGACGCCGAGCGCCUGUCGCCGCUGCUCACGCGGCCGCUCACCAACGGGGUGAGUGCCCGCGAGCGCACAGCAGCCGGCCUCCAGCUCGGAGCACGAGGGCUCGCCGGGCCGGAGCCCGACGCCGCGCCCGACAGCGACGCCGAGCGCCUGUCGCCGCUGCUCACGCGGCCGCUCACCAACGGGGUGAGUGCCCGCGAGCGCACAGCAGCCGGCCUCCAGCUCGGAGCACGAGGGCUCGCCGGGCCGGAGCCCGACGACGCGCCCGACAGCGACGCCGAGCGCCUGUCGCCGCUGCUCACGCGGCCGCUCACCAACGGGGUGAGUGCCCGCGAGCGCACAGCAGCCGGCCUCCAGCUCGGAGCACGAGGGCUCGCCGGGCCGGAGCCCGACGCCGCGCCCGACAGCGACGCCGAGCGCCUGUCGCCGCUGCUCACGCGGCCGCUCACCAACGGGGUGAGUGCCCGCGAGCGCACAGCAGCCGGCCUCCAGCUCGGAGCACGAGGGCUCGCCGGGCCGGAGCCCGACGCCGCGCCCGACAGCGACGCCGAGCGCCUGUCGCCGCUGCUCACGCGGCCGCUCACCAACGGGGUGAGUGCCCGCGAGCGCACAGCAGCCGGCCUCCAGCUCGGAGCACGAGGGCUCGCCGGGCCGGAGCCCGACGCCGCGCCCGACAGCGACGCCGAGCGCCUGUCGCCGCUGCUCACGCGGCCGCUCACCAACGGGCCGUGCGCGGGCUGCGGCGGCUGCGCGGGGUGCGCGGCGGGCGGCGCGCUGCGACUGGCGGCGCCGGCGCUGGCGCACAUCGACGACACCGACACCGACGAGCCCGACCACCACCACUCGGACGGCAGUCAAUCCCGCGACGAGGCGGGGUCACCAGCGGUCGGCGAGGACUCGGACUAUUUCACGCCUGAAGACACCACCACCACCAUUCUGACAGUGCCCAGCGCCAAGUCCAAGAUCGAGCCAGCCAACAACGUGCCCGGGGAAUGCACCCCUCAGCGCUGGGCAUUGCCGCAUCACGUCACAUCUCUUCCAGGCACCCCCCUGAGCCAGUCGAGCGUGCGGUCGUCGGGCGACUCGUACAGCUCGACGUCGUCCACGCGGCAGCUGCUGGCGCCCGUCGGGGCCCCGCUGGCCGCCGACACGGCCUGCUAG
Messenger RNA from Ostrinia nubilalis (European corn borer), 5670 nucleotides. RefSeq lists its product as uncharacterized. The transcript has 7 exons. The record is from RefSeq and is a predicted model, not a curated record. The coding region runs from base 115 to 5670 and encodes 1851 amino acids. NCBI's taxonomy places the organism in Eukaryota, Metazoa, Arthropoda, Insecta, Lepidoptera, Crambidae.